AAAACCGAGUCCUGAAAGAGAAGUCGUGAAGGUUCAGGACACCUUCCUAAACUGUUCCAGAUUUGUCCUCCAUCCGGGUCCGGGGCUUCCUGUAUAUAUCCAUCUGUGGGUUCCGCUCAAGGAGCAGGGUUUUCGAACUUUUCUUGGUAAUUCCUUGGAGCCUCGAACAAGAAUUCUAGUAUCCACAGAGAAUUGAUGAUGCCACGAUGCGUCUCAGAGGUCCGGGGGUGGUUGGGUUCUCGGCGAUCGAAUGAUUUGGUUGGUGCAUGUAGAUACGGAAUUGGUUGUAUCACCAGUUUCUUCUCAUCCAGAACCAGAUAUGGAUGCAGUUCCAGUCGUGAUAUUCCAAGCUGUUACAGGACAAUGGCAUAUGCAACUUCAUGUGCUACUUGGUCUGAACCACCACCGAAAGAUAAUGCCUCCGCUGAUAUGCUAAUUGAUUCUUUUGGGAGAUUCCACAACUAUUUGAGGAUCUCAUUGACAGAACGAUGCAACCUUAGGUGUCAGUACUGUAUGCCAGCUGACGGUGUUGAGCUGAUACCCAGUCCUGAGCUCCUAACUCAUGACGAAAUCAUUCGACUUGCGGAGCUUUUUGUCAGUGAAGGGGUGGAUAAGAUUAGGUUGACAGGGGGAGAGCCGACCAUUAGGAAGGACAUUGAAGGGAUAUGUUUACAUCUUUCCAACUUGAAAGGACUAAAAACACUUGCUAUGACCACUAAUGGGAUUGUACUUGCAAAGAAACUUCCCAAAUUGAAAGAAUGUGGGCUCAAUGCAAUAAACAUUAGUUUGGAUACGUUAGUUCCAGCAAAAUUUGAGUUCAUGACUAGGCGUAAAGGGCAUGGAAGGGUUAUGGAAUCAAUAAAUGCUGCUAUUGAGCUGGGAUAUAAUCCUGUUAAAGUGAAUUGUGUUGUAAUGCGUGGAAUAAAUGAUGAUGAGAUUUGUGAUUUUGUCGAGUUGACAAGAGAAAAGCCAAUCAAUGUUCGAUUUAUUGAGUUCAUGCCGUUUGAUGGAAAUGUUUGGAAUAUAAAAAAGUUGGUUCCCUAUGCAGAGAUGUUGGAUAGAGUGCGGCAACGAUUCAAGGAUGUAAAGAGGCUUCAGGAUCAUACUACAGAUACAGCAAAGAAUUUCAAGAUAGAUGGACAUUGUGGAACUGUCUCCUUUAUUACAUCAAUGACCGAACAUUUUUGUUCUGGUUGCAAUAGAUUGCGGCUCUUAGCUGAUGGGAACUUUAAAGUAUGCCUUUUUGGUCCAUCAGAGGUAAGUUUAAGAGAUCCCCUACGAGCUGGUCAGGACAAUCUUGUAUUAAAGGAAAUAAUUGGGGCCGCGGUAAAGAGGAAGAAAGCUGCACAUGCUGGGAUGUUUGACAUAGCAAAGACAGCAAAUAGGCCAAUGAUACAUAUUGGUGGCUGAGAAAAAGAAUAGUGAAGGAUCAAUUUGCUACUUUGAAUUGGUUUGUGGGGUUCGAAAGUAGAAAGUGUUUUGUCAUGCCCAGGCUCAACUUUGGAAGUGAAUUUCGGCGGCAUCCGAGUAGAAGCAUACUUGUUAAUGUCAUUUGUUUGUGUCAUGCUGUUUAUUUUCUUAAUAACAAGGAUGUAAUUUUUUUGUAUGUAACAUGGAAGAUGAUGAUAAUUGAUAUCAGGGUGCCCUGUUGUAUGGUCAGUUA
Elaeis guineensis (African oil palm) is the source of this 1663-nucleotide messenger RNA. RefSeq names its product GTP 3',8-cyclase, mitochondrial. NCBI's taxonomy places the organism in Eukaryota, Viridiplantae, Streptophyta, Magnoliopsida, Arecales, Arecaceae. The record is from RefSeq and is a predicted model, not a curated record. Gene Ontology annotation, molecular function: 4 iron, 4 sulfur cluster binding; GTP 3',8'-cyclase activity; metal ion binding. Gene Ontology annotation, biological process: Mo-molybdopterin cofactor biosynthetic process.